AUGAUUCAGGAUAGACUCAAGACGGCUCAGAGUAGGCACAAGAGUUAUGCGAAUAGAAGGCGUCAACCUUUGAGAUUCUCUGUUGGUGAUCGGGUAUUCCUCCGUGUGUCGCCCAUGAAGGGCGUGAUGAGGUUUGGGAGGAGGGGAAAGCUUAGCCCCAGGUAUAGUGGGCCUUUUGAGAUACUCCGGAUAGUUGGGGAGGUUACUUUUGAGUUGGCCCUACCUCCAGCAUUUUCAGCCAUCCACCCGAUUUUCCAUGUCUCGAUGUUGCGGCGGUAUGUUCCUAAUGAUUCCCAUGUGCUCCAGUAUGAUGCCGUCGAGUUGAAUGAUCGUUUGACAUUUGUAGAGGGACCACUUGCCAUUCUAGCCAGAAAUGUGAGGAGAUUGCGCUCAAGAGCCAUCCCUGUUGUUAAGGUCCGUUGGGGGCAUCGUCUAGUCGAGGAGGCUACCUGGGAGACCAAAUAG
Messenger RNA from Solanum tuberosum (potato), 465 nucleotides. RefSeq lists its product as uncharacterized. The record is from RefSeq and is a predicted model, not a curated record. Bases 1 to 465 code for a protein of 154 amino acids. The transcript has a single exon. NCBI's taxonomy places the organism in Eukaryota, Viridiplantae, Streptophyta, Magnoliopsida, Solanales, Solanaceae.